Molecule: messenger RNA, 1293 nt
Organism: Entrophospora sp. SA101
Lineage: Eukaryota; Fungi; Glomeromycota; Glomeromycetes; Entrophosporales; Entrophosporaceae
Source: the annotation of a GenBank genome assembly
AUGUCACAAACGUCAUCAGCAAUGUCAUUAUGUUCUGAGAAGUUAACACUUUGGAUUCUUGUCGAAGGCAGUCCAAGACCUAUAAAAUUCCCUGUUGAAUGGAAUACUUCACCAGACUUGGACGAUCUUGCACACAAACUUUGUAAAGAAAAAAAAACCUUCGAAAAUGUUGAUCCAGAAUCCCUUGAAUUCUUUAACCAUGAUGACAGAAUCAACCCUCUUCGAGCAGGUACUCUUGUCACGAAUUUGAGCACAACUGAUGCAAGUCCUUUGGUUAUACGUUACCCAUUCUCUAACUCUGAAGAUAAAAUAAAAUAUUUUUAUCUUUUUGAUUUCGAAUCUAUACACCCAUCACAUUUACACCUAUCUGUAUAUUGUUUAGAAGAUGGAAAGAAAAGUAGUGAAGAACAGGUUGAAAAUGAGUUUGCAUUCAAUAAGGUAGUGGAGGACAUUAAACUGAAUGAAAGUGGAAAGAAGGCAUAUGGAGAAUGGGAAAUAAGUGAAGUUUUUGAGAAGUUCCUGCAUAAGAGUGGAUCAUCAGUAGGUGACAUCAAUCAGUUUGACAUAGAAAAAUUUACACAACCAGAUCCAGAAAUUUCUGAUGAUAUAGUUAAUUCCUUUAUUGGUGAACCAAGAGAAAGAAAAAGACCUUUAUUCAUGUUAAUCGUAAUGAGAGAGUUUAUUUCUGCUUUUAUGAUUGUAGCUGUUGAACAUGUCCAGUUAAAAGAAAGUAAGCUUUGUCUCAAGAGUGAAGAGUGGCUUGAUGGAAGUCAUGGUUUUGGUCCUGUUGACUAUUCUGUACAUCUUGAGGAAUUUGUUUUAUUGGUCUGUGAAGCUAAAAAAGAGGAUUUUGAGAAAGGUGCCACCCAGAACAUUGUGCAAAUGCAUAGUGCUAAAAUAAACAAAAAACAAAAGAUAGAUGAGACAGAUAUGGAACCUGAACCUCAAGUACAAAUAUAUGGUAUUGUGACAAAUGCAUUAAAAUGGUAUUUUCUUAAAUGGAUUGGAUCCCCAGAGAAUCCUCAAUUAGAAGCAUCUGGACCUCAUUUUUGUAAGUUUGAUAUGACAGAUGCAAAGAAAAUAACUAAUUAUAUUGCCUCUAUCCUGCAAAUGCAAGUUAGUGGUCUGGGAAAUCAUAAGAAACAACUAAAAGCACAGAAGGAAGUGGUUAAAUGUUUUUUGUCUAAUCAAAAACAUAAACAUACAACUUAUAUUUUCUUUGCUGUAACAUUUUUUGCAUACUUUAUAAAAGAGAUUAAAACCUCUUUGCUAGAUGAUAGAUAUUAUAAAUGA